Molecule: messenger RNA, 3239 nt
Organism: Pantherophis guttatus
Lineage: Eukaryota; Metazoa; Chordata; Lepidosauria; Squamata; Colubridae
Gene: ACKR5
Product: atypical chemokine receptor 5
Biological process (GO): G protein-coupled receptor signaling pathway
Cellular component (GO): membrane
Molecular function (GO): G protein-coupled receptor activity
Source: RefSeq, a predicted model, not a curated record
AGUUGUCUCACUCUACCUAAUGGUGAAAUUGGCCAGGGCAGCCUCUUUCUUUCUCUUUCUCUCCUGUUCUUUUGGCAGUACAUUCUGUGUUAUUUGAAAGCAGGGAAGCUGGUUUCAAAAAUGCAGAACGGAAAAAGGAAAUUUGCCUCAGGAAAGCAGACAUCCUCUAGAUUUCUUCAAAAGUGUGGGGCUGAGAAUGAUCUGUGCUGCCCAUUCCUGGAACCUGAGCCGUGCUCGAGCGUUCAGGCAAAAACUUCAGAGGGGCCUUGCUUUCAGAGUAACAGCCUGUGAUGCUCAUUUCCUGUGUGUGAGAGAUAGGAGGGACGGAAAAUAGCAACAAAUCUGUGAGUUGCCAACAAAUUCACAUUCCUGGAAAGGCUGCACCUCACAUUCAAGUUGGAGGGACUGAAGAGUAGAUCUCUUUAUUGCAACAUCACCAGAAUCAAUUCUGGUUUCUAAGAAGUUCAUCUUUUCCCCUCAAAAUGGGAGAGCCAGCGACCCUCCCCCCUUUCAAUGAAGCAUACCACAACUUGACAGAUCUCUUCCACGCGUUCAAUCACACAUUCAGCACUUGUGAUUUGGGACUAGAUGAUGGCGUUAAACGGGUCUUUCUCUUUGUCCUCUAUCUCAUCAUCUUUGUGGUGGGAUUGGUGGAGAAUCUCUUGGUCAUAUGGGUCAACUGGCAGACCCGAAACCACCGGAACUUGGUCAACCUAUACAUUUUCAAUAUGGCCCUUGCAGACUUGGGGGUGGUCCUCUCCUUACCAGUCUGGAUGUUGGAAGUCGUGCUUGAUUACACUUGGCUUUGGGGAGAUUUCCUCUGUCGCUUCACCCACUAUUUCUACUUUGCCAACAUGUACAGCAGUAUUUUCUUUCUCACCUGCCUCAGCAUUGAUCGGUAUGUGUCCCUGACAACUUCCUCCCACUUCUGGCAUCAACGCCAACAUCUUGUGCGACGGAUCACCUGUUGCUGCAUAUGGGCUUUUGCUGCCAUCCUCCCUUUGCCAGAGGUGGUACACAUGGAGUUAACUGAUACCAUUGAGCCCGUGUGUUUCUUUAUGGCCCCACUGGAGACCUACAAUGAGUGGGCCCUCGGUCUCACCCUCCUUUUUGCCUUAAUUGGGUUCUUUAUCCCAUUCUCCAUCAUGGCAGUCUUUAACAUACUGACCGCCAGACACAUCAAGCGUUGUGAUAAACCAGAGAGCAGAAAAAACUGCUACCUCAUCUAUGCUUACAUAAUUGUCUUCUUGAUCAGUUGGCUGCCUUUCCACUUAAUUUUGCUGAUCUUCACCCUUGAGGGAACAAGUAUAUUCCUCCACUGCUCUGUGCUUGAGUUCCUGUACUUCUUCUACGACAUCAUAGACUGUUUCAGCCUUGUCCAUUGUGUGGUCAAUCCCAUCCUGUACAACUUCCUGAGCAAGAACUUCCAAGGAAAGCUUAUCUCUGCUGUGGUUCGAUACAUUCCCAAGAGCCAGAUGGAGCAGAAGGACAGAGAUGGCUCUUCCUCCAACACCCAACACUCAGUAGUCAUCACACAAGACAAGCCCUCACCAAUUUAAACAGCUUUCCUGAUUUUUGGGUCAUUGUCAUAAGAAUGCAUUUGCAUUUUUCUGUAUCAGCAAAGGAUAGGCUUCAUUAGGAUACUUGUUGUUGCCAAUGUUUUUUACAAUUUAAAAAGAAGGUCAAUAUAGGAAAAAAUAAGGUAGGGAGGAGGAUUAUGUGCUGCUGUGUCAAACUGACUGGCCUUAAUCAACCAAAAUCUAACAUUGCUAUUAGUCCUUAGCUACUUCCUUCAUCUUGAAAUUUGAAGUGAAAAAAAAUAUUUUUUUUUUUGCUGCUUUGACAUUUUACUGUGGAAAAGAGAUGUAUUUCUCUUAAUGUCUUCUAAUGUGAGCAGUUUUUGUAUGAAAAUAGUAUUCCGAAAACUUAAUGCUGAGCUGCUGGUUAAACAGAAUUGCUAGGAGAGCAACUUAUACCUGAAGCACUUGUAAAUAUAGCUCCAACCUAGAAGCUAAAGAACUAAAGUGAUCUGUGAAGAUAAAACAAGGUGUAGCCCUAUUUUAAUGUGAACAUUCAAUUAGUUGUCUCUUAGAACCGGGAAAUCAGGAUACUAACAAUUCGAUCCUAGCAAUUCCUACAUAGGUCUUUUUAGCCCAAACCACUAACGUUUACCUAACACAGGGGUCGGCAACCUUAAACACUCAAAGAGCCACAAAGGUCCUAACCAGAAGCCCCUGUUCAAUUCUGGAGCCGACCGGAAGUCCGGUUCCCCCAUCAUAGUCUUCUCCUAGCACGGCGUCCUUUUUCCUCUGCUGACCGGAAGUCUAGUUCCCUCACCAUAGAGUUUCCUCCUAGCAUAAUGUCCUUUUUCCUCUGCCUGUCCUAACCGAAAGCCCUAUCAAUUGGGAAGCCGACCAGCAACAGGGAGCCACCGCAGAGGGAUGAAAGAGCCACGUGCGGCUCCAGAGCCACGUGUUGCUGAUCCCUGACCUAACACCACAAUAAAAAUGUGAAUUUAGGAAACUGUGAAAAGAAUAUUUCUAGACGAUUAUACCACAGGUGAUUCUAGAGUUUCUCACUUCUGAGAGAAUGCACAUCACCCUGAAUUCUUUCAUUGUGUUAAAAAUCCCAAACUAGAUUCUGGGGUGUCUUCCCCCCCCCCCCCCCCGCCUUCUUCUGCAGCUGGAACAUUUGUCUAUCCUUGACUUUUCCACCUCUUUGAGUUAUAUACCCUUCUAACAUUUUACCUAGUAUGGAAAUAAAUUUAAGAGAGAAUUAUUUCAGUGUUUAAUGCUUGCAAAGUAAUGCUAUUACUGGCCAUGGAUCAUGUUUGUUAAGGACUGGACAAGACAUAAAGGGUCUCUGUAUUUAGAAAGUGGACAUAACUGGUUUGAAGAAGAAAUUCAUAAAUGAACCGAACGAAAUGCUGGAGAUAAAUUCUCUCUCUGUCCCUUAAAUGAAAUACAAUGUAAGAAGAUAUAGCUAUGAUUGUUGCAUCCAAACAUCAUUCAAGGGAUGCAGAGAAUAUUUUUUUAACCUAAUACAGCAAUGGAAUAGUGCAGUAGAGUGGGGACACCUGUAAAUGUAUUUGUAAACAUUCUAUUUUGACAGAAAUAUGCAAGAUAAGCCAUAGGAAUUUUCAAGCACUUUUAAUCUUUCACCAACUUUACAAAAGUGAUGUAAAAAUGGGCAGAUGGGCUGAGUGAAUCUUGUACUCAAUAAAGUGGUAUUUUGAUUGA